CUGGAGAGGAGAAGACUGGGAAGGGAUCCCAUCAAUCCACACCAAUAUCCCCAAGGGGUGUCAGAGUGGUGCCCCAGCGACAGGACAAGGAGAAAUGGCCAUAAAAUAAAACACAACAAGUGCCCCCUCAACAUGAGGCAGAACUUCUCUCCAUGGAGGUGGCAGAGCCCGGAACAGCUGCCCAGGGAGGGUGUGGAAUCUCCCUGUCUGGAGACAUCCCAAACCCACUUGGACAUGUCCCUGUGUCACCUGCUCCAGGUGACCCUGCCUGAGCAGGGGAUUGGGCUGGGUGAUCUCCAGAGGACCCUUCCAACCCCAACCAUUCUGUGAUCCAGGAUGUCCCAUUUUGCAGGAGCUGGAGCUCAGCACAGGUUUGAUGAGCUGGGCAGGGCCAGGGUGCUGGUCCAUGUCACUGGGGCUUUGCUCCCAUAUUGGAUCCCUGGCACAGGUUGUGCCUCCUGGUGUUGCAAAAUGUGGAAUAUGUAGAGAUUAUCUUAAGUCAGGAUGUUCUUUGAUGUUUGAUCUUUGUGUUGUUUCCUGAUCAACAAGGAAAGAGACCUGAUCAGUGGGACAGGCAGCAGCUGCAUCCCUUAGGGAAGGACAUCCUGGAACCAACAGGCAUUCAGGGUGAAGUAAAGAUGUUGAUGUGUGCCUAUGUACACGUUGCUAAUUGGCAAAAUGCUCAAGGCUUCUGAAUGUGGCACAAAAAAGAGCACAUCAACUGAAGGCAAUGAACCCUGUGAAAAGAAGCCCAGGGCACAACAAAUCACUCUAGAAGAUAUCUGUAACCCGUUGAAGACUCAGGAAAAAAAAGAACCUCAGAAGCAUGAAAAGCCCUGUAUAUGUUUGGAAACUCUAGACAGACUGAGAGAAUUCUGCAGUGAUUCAGACCAGCAGUGUACCAGAAUCCAGGAUGGUUUUCAGGAGAAGGAGUCCGAGAGUUUGAAAAAAUGUCCCAGUAUUACUGGGAGAAGUUCAGAAUUGAAGAUCCCUCUUCCAUCUUGGGACACUGACGCAAGGGUUGCUCAGAAGGAGGAGGUACGAUGUGAUCUUAGUCAGUUUUCUGCAUCUCUUAAGUCCUAUGAAAAUACUCAGAAUGCUUUGGAUACAAAUCUUAAUAAAAGAACCAAAAGCAUUUACACUCCAUUAGAACUUCAGUUCAUAGAAAUGAAGAAACAGUAUAAAGAUGCUGUUUUGUGUGUGGAAUGUGGAUACAAAUACCGCUUCUUUGGAGAAGAUGCAGAGAUUGCAGCUAGAGAACUGAACAUCUAUUGCCACCUGGAUCACAACUUCAUGACUGCCAGUAUUCCGAGCCACCGGCUGUUUGUCCACGUGCGGCGCCUCGUGGCAAAGGGACAUAAGGUUGGAGUAAUAAAACAAAUGGAAACUGCAGCGCUGAAAGCUGCUGGAGAAAACAAAAGCUCUCUCUUCAGCCGUAAGCUGACUGCUCUCUACACUAAGUCUACACUUAUUGGAGAAGAUGUGAACCCUUUGCUGAAGCUGGAUGAUUCUGUGGAUGUUGAAGAGGUAACAAGAGAUGUCCCUGAUAACUACCUCCUCUGUUGCUGUGAAAAUGGAGAAAACCUAAGGGGCAGGAAGACAGGUGACAUUGUUAUAGGCAUUAUGGUGAUCCAACCAACUACUGGAGAAGUAAUUUUUGACUGUUUUCGGGACUCUGCGUCUCGCUCAGAAUUGGAGAGUCGAGUUUUGCGCCUGCAGCCAGUUGAAAUAAUUCUUCCAUCCAGGUUGUCAGAUCAAUCUGAAAAGCUCAUCAGCAGUAUAACCUCCAGGAGGUUACAGGAUGACAGAAUUAGGAUAGAAAGGAUGCAAAACCUCAAUUUUGAAUACAGCCAUGCUUUCCAGGUGAUUACUGACUUCUAUGCAAAAGAAGUGCCUGGUACCACAGGUCCUCAAAAACUAUCUGUAAUACUAAGCUUGGAUAAGCCUGUUAUUUGCUCUCUGGCAGCAGUAAUUGCAUACCUCAAAGAAUUUAAUUUGGAAAGGAUGCUUUACGAUCCAAGAAAUUUCAAACAGUUGUCCAGUGAAACUGAAUACAUGACAAUUAAUGGGACAACAAUGAAAAAUCUUGAAAUUUUGCAGAAUCAGAUGGACAUGAAAACAAAAGGAAGUCUACUCUGGGUCUUGAAUCAUACUAAAACUUCCUUUGGACGUCGAAGACUGAAGAAAUGGGUGACCCAACCUCUCAUGAAAUCCAGUGAAAUAAAUGCCCGGCUUGAUGCUGUGUCUGAAAUUCUGCUGUCAGAAUCCAACGUGUUUGGUCAGAUUCAAAAUCUUCUUUGUAAGCUGCCAGAUUUAGAGAGAGGCCUCUGCAGUGUUUUUCACAAAAAGUGCUCAACACAAGAGUUCUUCCUGAUUGUCAGCACCCUGUCUCGCCUGCACUUGGAAAUCCAAGCUCUUGUCCCAGUGCUGCAUUCCCAUGUGAGAUCUCCGCUAUUAAAAAGUGCACUGCUGGAAGUCCCAGAGCUUCUCUCUCCAGUAAAACAUUAUUUAAAGAUCCUUAAUGAAGAAGCAGCCAAGACUGGAGAUAAAACCCAGUUGUUCAAGGACCUUACAGACUUCCCUGUCAUCAGAAAGAAAAAGGAGGACAUCCAGGGGGUGCUUUCUAAAAUCCAAUUGCAUCUGCCAGACAUUCGUAAACAGAUUAAGAAUCCUUCUGCUGAGUAUGUUACAGUUUCAGGUCAAGAGUUUCUGAUAGAAGUCAAGAAUUCCCAUAAAUCAUUUGUGCCAUCUGACUGGGUUAUGAUUAGUAGCACAAAAGCUGUGAGCCGCUUCCACUCUCCUUUUAUCAUAGAAAAUUACAGGCAUCUGAAUCAGCUCCAGGAGAAGCUCAUCCUUGACUGCAGCGCUGAGUGGCUGAACUUCUUAGACCAUUUCAGUGAACAUUAUCACUCUGUGUCUAAAGCCAUUGGUCACCUAGCAACUGUCGACUGCCUGUUCUCUCUUGCCCUGGUGGCUAAACAAGGAGACUACUGCAGACCAGUUGUGCAAGAUAAUCGGCAAGAAAUAAUUAUAAAAAAUGGGAGGCACCCUGUGAUUGACGUACUCCUGGGAGAACAGGAUCAGUAUGUUCCAAAUACCACUAACCUUUCAGGAGAUGGUGAAAGGGUCAUGAUAAUAACUGGGCCUAACAUGGGAGGAAAGAGCUCCUACAUAAAGCAAGUGGCCUUGAUCACAGUCAUGGCACAGGUCGGUUCUUAUGUUCCUGCGGAGGAAGCGACAAUUGGAAUUGUGGAUGGUAUUUUUACCAGAAUGGGUGCAGCAGACAAUAUCUACAAAGGCCGAAGUACCUUCAUGGAAGAACUGACAGAUACUGCCGAGAUAAUAAGAAAAGCCACACCAAGAUCCCUGGUGAUCCUGGAUGAGUUGGGCAGAGGGACAAGCACACAUGAUGGAAUUGCCAUCGCUUAUGCUACACUUGAACACUUUAUUAGAGAUGUGGAGUCCCUGACCCUGUUUGUCACUCACUAUCCCUCAGUUUGUGAGCUGGAGAAGCUGUAUCCAGACAAAGUUGGUAAUUACCACAUGGCUUUCCUGGUGAAUGAGGAGGAAACUGGUGAACAAAAAGGAUCUGAAGUUGAAGAGAAUCCUGAAUUUAUCACUUUUCUUUAUCAAAUAAUUAAAGGAAUCUCAGCAAGGAGUUAUGGGCUAAAUGUUGCCAAACUGGCAGAUAUUCCUGAAGAAAUCUUGAAGAAGGCAGCUCACAAAUCAAAGGAGUUGGAGAAAAUAGUGAAUAUGAAAAGAAAGAAAAUGAAGUGUUUUGCUGAAGCGUGGAAGAUAAAUGAUUCUCAGGAACUGCAGAAGUGGAAAAGUAUGUGUGAACCUGAAGAUGAAAGAAAGGACAGUUUUUAAUCCUCAGAUCAUGGUUAAAGAUGGAAGAUAUUGGAGGUGCAAAAUAUAGGUCUGGAGAGUAAUAGAUUCUAUCAGGGGGUAGUUCUGGUGCACUAAGUUGACUUUUUUGCCUUCUGAGAGAUAAGAGAUGCUGCGCUGUGUGUAAUUUUUCUCUCUCCACAUCCCUUCCCUUUUCACCCUUCUUCUUAAUUGCAAAAUGUCUACUGGCAUUGGAUCUAAUACGUUUAGAAAAUAUGAAAAAAAUUACUGAUAAAUUAUUAAGUAAAUAUUUUAUAAAUAAAAUAAUGUGUUUCAUCUUUAUUGAACUUCAAUUUCUAAAGAAAUAUUUCUCUGUGUUAGGAGAAUGUAGCUGAGUCUCAGCUGUGCUGUACUGCUGUGCAACUGGUAGGAAUGGGUACUAUUAGAGAGACCUUUUUUCUUGUUAUAGUGUUAAUGCAUUUAAAAUUCACUGGUUUUUUAGAGCACCCUUUGCUCCUGAUCUUGUCCCUCUCUGACAUGGUCUGGGUAAAGACUUAAUGCCGAAAAUAAUCUUGGAGUAUUGUAGGGUGAGUGAAAGGAGCAAUUCAGACUGUGCAGCUGGUGCAGCCCCAGUGCUCUGUCAAGAACAGAGCAAAGCUGAAAAAUACGGAAGUGUAUUUUUAUUUCCGGUUAUCAAUGCCAAAUUUCAUAUGGGAACAUGAUAUCCAAAUUGUUUUUCCCUUGUAAAUAACCAGGUUAAAUAUGUUGCUGUGAAAAUGGACCAUGAUGUUGGUGGACAUAUUCCUGAGGGACUGACCCUGUAAAGGGACCCACACUGGAGCAGCUGCUGAAGGACUGCAGAAAACUUUUUUACCUGCAAUUUUUUUACCUGCAAUUUUUUAACUGCUAAUGUUAAACAAACACUUCUGUCCAGGUUCUUCAGAUGGCAAAACAUCAUUUAAACAAAUACUUUGUCUGCCACUCAAAUAGCAGCGAUCAAUGUGAGCUCCUCCUUCCAGACCCUGCAAUGCCUUGACUUAAACUGCAAGAGCUGAAGAGGAAAAUUAGGCUUUCAGGCUGUGUUAACACACGUGUGUUUAUCUAAACCAGACAUUGUGGAACCUAAUGAAUGCAAUACUCUGUUAUUAAUGUGCACAGAUGCAGGGCUUUGGAUCUAAAGGCCUCUGACCAGAGUUAUCAAAGAGAAUAAAUGAGCCAUUGCUAAAUUCCUGUAUGUGUUAAAUGUGCUUUUAGUCGUUUCCCUCAAGGGAGCAGCCAGACUAUGCUCUGACAGGAAAAAAAAAGACCUGGAUGCAGUGAAAACAGUGAAGAAAUACAAUUAAGUAUAGACGUGGUAUUGCUGUUUGCUCAUACUAUUGAGAACAAAGCAAUCACAGCAGCGUUGUAAUGUCUGUGAUCACACUGGAAACAGCUGCUUGUUUCUAGCCCUGCUGAAUCCAGCAGUGGAGGUUAUCUUGCUAUCCCAGUAAGGUUUCUUGUAGACAUACAAGCUAAUUACUAAAGCUGCUGUUUUAUUCACUGUCCUCAGAGAGAGAUGAGAAGCUGUUCUUUUUUUAUUUUUAAAUUAUUAUUAUUCUUUUAUUUGCAGUUCCAGCACAUUCCUGCACAAGUUGGCAGCCAGUCACUAGUAGUGUCCCCCAGGGAUCAGUGUUGGGCCCAGUUCUGUUUAAUAUCUUUAUUGAUGGUUUAGAUGAGGGGAUUGAGUCCACCAUCAGCAAAUUUGCAAAUUACACUAAGUUGGGGGGGAGUGUUGAUCACUUGGAAGGCAGGAGGGCUCUGCAGAGGGACCUGGACAAGCUGGAGAGAUGGUCUGAUUCCAAAGGGAUGAGGUUGAACAAGGCCAAGUGCCGGGUCCUGCUCUUUGGCCACAACAACCCCCUGCAGUGCUACAGGCUGGGGACAGAGUGGCUGGAGAGCAGCCAGGCAGAAAGGGACCUGGGAGUUUGGAUUGACAGGAAGCUGAACAUGAGCCAGCAGUGUGCCCAGGUGGCCAAGAAGGCCAAUGGCAUCCUGGCCUGGAUCAGGAACAGUGUGGCCAGCAGGUCCAGGGAAGUGAUUCUUCCCCUGUACUCAGCACUGGUGAGGCCACACCUGGAGUGCUGUGUCCAGUUCUGGGCCCCUCAGUUCAGGAAGGACAUUGAGGUGCUGGAGCAGGUCCAGAGAAGAGCAACAAGGCUGGUGAAGGGCCUGGAGCACAAGUCCUAUGAGGAGAGGCUGAGGUUGCUGGGGCUGUUUAGCCUGGAGAAGAGGAGUCCUAGGGGAGCCCUCAUCACUCUCUACAACUCCCUGAAAGGAGGUUGUAGCCAGGUGGAGGUUGGUCUCUUCUCCCAGGCAACCAGCAGUAGGAGAAGAGGGCACAGUCUUAAACUGUGCCAGGUGAAGUUUAGGUUGGACAUUAGAAAGAAAUUCUUUUCAGAGACAGUGAUUGGCCAUUGGAAUGGGCUGCCCAGGGAGGUGGUGGAGUCACUGUCCCUGGAGGUGUUUAAGAAGAGACUGGAUGUGGCACUCAGUGCCAUGGUCUAGUAACCACGGCAGUGUUGGAUCAAGGGUUGGACUUGAUCUUGGAGGUCUUUUCCAACCCGACUGAUUCUAUGAUUCUAAGAUUCUAAAAUUCCUAAAAAGAAUUUAAAGUACAGUUUUGGUAGUGGAAUCAUCCUGGAGAUGUGCCCUAUUUUUAAAUCAGAGUAAUAAAGUUUUGUCUGUGUGCUGAGUCAACAGGUUUUAUUCUGUAAGUUUAAGGUGUAAGGUUAAAGAAAAGUGGCCUGUGCUUAGAUGGGUCUCUGUCAUAGCAGGAAUUCAUGCUAGUCUUGGGUUUGCUUCAAGAAACGAGUGUUUAAAUCUUGUUAUCUAAAUAUUAAUAUUUUUGGAAACCUGCAUAAGGCAUUAGCUCCUACUGCUGUGCCAGCAUGGUAUUGGCGUGGUUAAAAUUUAAUAUUCAUAUGAAAAAUACAGCUUUUUGCUAUACAUCAAGGUACAGUCUGCUUGAAAAACUUCUGCACUUCAUGGGGUUUACCCCUUUUUUUAAAGGUGGUGUUUAUCACUUUCAUGAGCUUUUUCAUUGUUCUCUUUUCUCUGUUCUUAACAGAAAAAUGUUAAUGCUUUUGUCCAUCUUGUCUUGAAGGUGUCACCUUCAGAGAUCACAGUGCCACAGGUGAGGAGCAAAAACUGGCAGAGCAUUUUGAUGAGAGAGAAGGAGAGGGAGGGCUGGGUGCACUGUCACUGCCUUUGUGUGUUUGGUUAUAUAAAAAAGUCAUUAUGGAAUACGCAGAGUAAAAUACAUUACCAGUACAAUUACCUCUAUUGCUGGCAGACAACAUCUGUCACUGAAGUAAUUCUCCAGAGGAUUUCUCUUUGUGUUGCAAAGUUUUCCAGCAGUAUUUAUAGAAAUUACAUGAAUAUGCCUACCACAUAUGUUUACAAAGUGUAUAAAUCAAUUUAAAGAUCAUUGCAAUGUCAGCUCGGUCAGGUAUUGUGAUAAAGUGUGUUUACUGCAAUGAAGUUAAUGUUUAUUUUUGAAAUCUGUCUGAAAGUAAAUUAUCCAAAUAUUUCUACUAUAUGUAAAAUUAUUGAGAAUUUGAUUCUAUUCUUUUAGUAGAAAUACCUUGCUAAUUCUGAUAUGUUUCCUAGGGAAAUAAAGGUUUGGUGGAUUGUGUUGCACUGAGAGAAGUGGGACUUCCUUAAUUACAUUAUACAUACAUAUAUAUAUAUAUAUAUAUAUAUGUGUAUACCUUGCCUAGACUCAGAGAUAGGUAGAAAGCAAAGGAUAUUUUCUUAAUUUCUUAAAAAUCUUAAGCAAUUUCUGAAACAAUAGUUUUGACUUGUAAGAUGCAAGGCCUUGCAGGCUAUGCUGCGUAUUCUCUGAGACUGGAGAGGUUUGAGCCAUAUGUGAACUGUGGGGAGAAACAUAAGGCAUUUAUAGUUUUCAAAUAUUUAUGUUCUUUUGAACUUGCAAGGAAUCUGUAAUUUAUUUUUUUUUUACUGCUCUCCUUCCAAAAGUUUCCAUAUAAGUGAAAGUGUUUUUUCAGGUGUUAUAAAGUAAGGUCAUUUUUAUUUAAAAUUCUGGUAGCUGUCACUAGUAAUAAUAAUGAAAAAUGCUUCUGAUGUUAAUGGAAUUUUUAACCCUUUUUCUUUUAUUUUUUAAGCAGUCACUUUUUAUGACUUUUUUGUGCUAUAAGAAAAUGGGUGAUUCUUGGGAAAGAAGGGAUUGGAAAACACAAUAUGCAGCAAAUAUCAAAUGCACAAUCUGCAAUAAAGAAGUAGAAAUCAA
Pseudopipra pipra is the source of this 8116-nucleotide messenger RNA. It is a transcript of the gene MSH3, whose product is annotated as mutS homolog 3. Gene Ontology annotation, cellular component: nucleus. The coding region runs from base 655 to 3870 and encodes 1071 amino acids. The record is from RefSeq and is a predicted model, not a curated record. The transcript has 24 exons. Gene Ontology annotation, biological process: somatic recombination of immunoglobulin gene segments; mismatch repair; mitotic recombination. Gene Ontology annotation, molecular function: mismatched DNA binding; ATP binding; ATP-dependent DNA damage sensor activity. NCBI's taxonomy places the organism in Eukaryota, Metazoa, Chordata, Aves, Passeriformes, Pipridae.